Molecule: messenger RNA, 2040 nt
Organism: Hordeum vulgare subsp. vulgare (domesticated barley)
Lineage: Eukaryota; Viridiplantae; Streptophyta; Magnoliopsida; Poales; Poaceae
Product: pre-rRNA-processing protein ESF1-like
Exons: 8
Coding region: 1-2040 (679 amino acids)
Biological process (GO): rRNA processing
Molecular function (GO): RNA binding
Source: RefSeq, a predicted model, not a curated record
AUGGAGGGGGAGCGGUACGCGACGGAGCGGACCGACCUGACGUUCCGGCCGAUGCGGCGGAAGGAGGCCCUCGACUCGAAGUCGAAGAUGAAGCGGGCGAUGGAGGACGAGCGGUUCACGGCGGCGCGGUACCGACCGAUGCGGCGGAAGGAGGCCAAGCUGGCCCUCGACUCGAGGUUCAUGACCCCCAUGCUCACGGACCCCAUGUUCGGUUCUUCGGAGGCGCCGGUGGACAAGCGCGGCAGACGCCGCAAGAAGAGCGCCAGGGACAGGGAGAACACCAUGCCGCAUUACUAUCUCAACCAAGAGGAUGGGGGCGAGGAAAAGAUGGAACAAGAAAAGCUGAUUUGCCAAGAGGAGGAUCAUGAGAUGCAAGAAGAGGAUGGACUAGAAGAAGAAGAGAGUUCUACUAGCGAUGACGAGGAGGACGACGACGAUGGCCAGUAUUCUGUGGGCUGUGACAUCGUUCAUUACUUGAUGGCGAGGCAUGAUGAUACACAUGUGAUCGACAAGGAAACUCACAGGCUUGCUGUUGUCAAUAUGGACUGGGAUCAUAUUAAGGUGUGUGACUUGUAUAUGGUCAUGACAUCUUGUAUCCCCAAAGGUGGGCGAGUUCAAUCAGUCUCGAUAUAUCCAACAGAAUUUGGACUGAAGUGCAUGAACAUUGAGACAAUUCAAGGCCCUUCUUCUCUUAUUGGUGCUGAAUGUGAUGGUUCUGAUGAAGAUGGUGGGGAAGAUGAUAACAACGAUGAUGAAGAUGACGAUGAAAAACAAGAUGGGGACCUUGACUCUAAGACUGAGAACAGCAAGCUCCGUACUUAUGAGCUAAACAAACUCAGAUACUACUAUGCAGUUGUGGAGUGUGAUUCUAGUGCAACUGCAAAUCACCUAUACACAACUCUUGAUGGUACCGAGUUCUUGAAAACGGGAAAUGUGUUUGAUUUGCAAUUUAUUUAUGACUCUAGGGAGUUCAAAUAUCCUGCUCGUGAUGUAGCUACAGAGGCACCUCUGAGUUACAAGGCGCCUGAUUUUGAGACUCCGGCUUUGCAACGUGCCAAAGUUAAGCCCACCUGGGAUGAUGAUGAACCAGGGCGUAAGAUCUUGAGGCAAAAGUUCAAAGAUAAGCGGGGCGAAAGCCUUUUUAGGUAUGGCUUUGAUAAAUAUAUAGCAAGUGGUGAGGGUGCAUCAGAAGAUGAUAAACAUGAUUCUGGUGAUGAGUCUCUGCCAAAUGGUGUAGCGAAAAGGAGGUUAACAAAUGAGGAAAGGUUGGAUUGUUUGCUACAAGGAAAUAAAUCUGACGAGGAACAAACGGAUGACCAGGACAUGGAGAUAACAUUCAACAUAGAGCUCGAGGACCUCAACAAACGUAUGCUAGAGAGAAAUAGCAUUGAGACGAAGACUGUCUGGGAGAUGCACCAAGAAGAAAUGAAGGAGAAGCGGAAAGCUAGAAAGAGGUGGUCAAAGGAUGAUGGUGGCUAUAGCGACCAAGAUAGAGCUGAUGAUUUCCUUGACGAUGAAAAGUCGGAUGAAGAAGUUAAACCCAUGAAGAAACCGAAGGUGAAGGCUAAAGGGAAAGGAAAGGACAAGUCUCGAGAGGAACAUUAUGAGCCGGAAGCAACUAAAGAAGAGUUGGAGCUCUUGGUUGCCGUUGGCCAGGAUGCAGCCAAUGGUGCAAAGGGCUAUAACAUAAAAUGCAAGAGUAAGAAGGGCAAGGAUUCUGUCGAGGACAAACUUGGUGAAAUCGAUGUGAGCAAAGAUGAGAGGUUCUCGCCCAUGUUCACGUCUCACCUGUAUGCAUUGCAUCCUAGUCCUACUGAUCCCCGGUACAAGAGGAGUGUGCGAAAACAAGCUGGGAAGAAGAGUGGGCAUGUAGGCACAUUGGAUAGUGAAGCACCCGUGGAGCCACCGGAUGAUGCAUCUCUUCCCAACAAGGCCAGUCGGAAACGAGACGCCGAGGAUCUGCAGAUGCUGUCUGCUGUCAAUUCUCUCAAGAGAAAUCUUGUUGCCUUCGUUCAUUCAAAAGAGCAAGCAAGAGUCUGA